AUGAGUGAAUCCAAUUAUUUAAGCCAUAAAUUUAUAAAAAAUUAUGACGAACUGACUUCUCAAAACCCGCAUGCUAGUGAUCCACGAUUUUUACAAGUGAACCAGUUCAAUCACUGCGCUUAUAGAUAUACUUUGUUCUGCAGAUGUGCAAGGGAAUUAGGUGAAGAAAACCCUCGUUGCAAAUUUCAGUAUUAUCGCGCACAAAUUGCCUGUACAGCUGAGCAGCUCGAAGACUGGGAUGACCACAGACAGAAAGGUACAUGUGUUAUGGAUGUACUUCCUGAUAGAUUAACUGCACACUUAAGGCAAUAG
This is a messenger RNA of Plasmodium malariae, 312 nucleotides long. It is a transcript of the gene COX6B, whose product is annotated as cytochrome c oxidase subunit 6B, putative. Gene Ontology annotation, cellular component: respiratory chain complex IV; mitochondrion. The transcript is spliced from 4 exons. Lineage: Eukaryota; Apicomplexa; Aconoidasida; Haemosporida; Plasmodiidae. The record is from RefSeq and is a predicted model, not a curated record. The coding region runs from base 1 to 312 and encodes 103 amino acids.